Acanthaster planci (crown-of-thorns starfish) is the source of this 6675-nucleotide messenger RNA. RefSeq names its product transmembrane 9 superfamily member 2-like. Gene Ontology annotation, cellular component: membrane. Lineage: Eukaryota; Metazoa; Echinodermata; Asteroidea; Valvatida; Acanthasteridae. Gene Ontology annotation, biological process: protein localization to membrane. The record is from RefSeq and is a predicted model, not a curated record.
ACACUGGACAGUGAGUAACCGCCAGCGCUCUGUUCAUUGCGUUAUUGCCAGCGUGGCUAGGUUGUAACUUUCAACUUGCACCAGUGUACCGUAAAAAGGUCUAAAAUGUCAGGAACUUCAGCAGGUGGAUACGUGAUGCGUGGAUUCUUCGUUGCCGUGAUGUUGGUUGGUCUUACUGGGUGGGCCUCUGCUUUCUACCUCCCGGGCAUGGCACCCGUCAGCUUUUGCAAAAAGGAUGUUGAAAGUAGAUACAAAACCUCAGAGAAUGCUUUGGAUAGUCAGUGUAAGAGCUUAAUUGAGAUGUACGUCAAUCGGCUGGACACGGUAGAGAGUGUCAUCCCUUUCGAGUAUGACAGAUUUGAUUUCUGCCAGGUGCCAAAAUUGGCAGACGUGCGUCCCGCCGAGAACCUGGGCCAGGUGGUUUUCGGGGAGCGCAUUGAUCAAUCACCAUACAAUUUCACCUUCGGCGAAUCCAACGAUUGCAUAACGGUGUGUGAGAAGACGUAUUACCCCAAGGUCAAGGAGCAAGUGGACAAGUUGAACUUCCUCCGGAAGGCCAUCCUGCUGAACUACCAGCAGCACUGGAUUAUUGACAACAUGCCGGUGACCUGGUGCUAUCAAGUGGAGGGAGACCAGAAGUAUUGCUCCCCAGGGUUCCCGGUCGGUUGCUAUGUUGACAAGCAGGGCGUGCACAAAGAUGCCUGCGUUAUCGAUGCCAGCUUCGACCAGAAAGAUACCUACUAUUUGUUCAACCACAUCAACUUCACCAUCACGUAUCACACCAUGGCUGAGAACCCAGAGUUUGCUCGUAUUGUCUCCAUCAAAAUUGAGCCGUACAGCCUCAACCACAAGAAAACUGGUGGGAAAUGCCAGAUCACCCCAAGCGAGAGUCAAACCGGGUUUCCCAUGGCCAUCCCGGCUGAACUGAAGGAAUCCAUCUCUGUCAGCUACAGCUAUGCCAUUCACUUUGUGUCCAACUCCACAACACGAUGGGCGUCUAGGUGGGACUACAUCUUGGAAUCUAUGCCUCACUCCAACAUCCAGUGGUUCAGUAUCAUGAACUCGCUGGUGAUCGUCCUGUUCCUCUCUGGUAUGGUGGCCAUGAUCAUGCUGCGCACACUGCACAAGGACAUCGCUCGCUACAACCAGAUGGACACGGAGGAGGCCCAAGAGGAGUUUGGCUGGAAGCUGGUGCAUGGUGACGUCUUCCGAGCACCACGCAAGGGCAUGCUGCUGUCAGUGCUGCUGGGGUCAGGGUCACAGAUAUUCUGCAUGACCUUCAUCACUUUGGUGUUUGCCUGCCUUGGGUUCCUGUCCCCGGCCAACCGUGGUUCCCUCAUGACGUGUGUCAUCGUCCUCUUUGUCAGUCUUGGCACACCGGCGGGCUACAUCUCAGCCAGGAUGUACAAGACCUUCGGCGGUGAGAAGUGGAAGUCCAACCUGCUGUUGACCUGCUUCCUGAUCCCGGGCAUCGUCUUUGGCAUCUUCUUCAUCUUGAACCUCCUGCUCUGGACCAAGCACAGCUCGGCGGCCAUACCAUUCUCCACACUGGUGGCUCUACUAGCCUUGUGGUUCGGCAUCUCUGUGCCCCUGGUGUUCCUGGGGGCUUACUUUGGCUUCAAGAAGAGGCCGAUUGAGUUCCCUGUGCGCACCAAUCAGAUUCCCCGUCAGAUCCCUGAACAGUCGUUCUACACCCGCCCCCUUCCCGGCAUCGUGAUGGGCGGAGUCUUGCCCUUUGGCUGCAUCUUCAUCCAGCUGUUCUUCAUCCUCAACAGCAUCUGGUCCCAUCAGUUCUACUAUAUGUUUGGUUUCUUAUUCUUUGUGGCCAUCAUCCUGGUGAUCACCUGUUCGGAGGCCACCAUCCUGCUGUGCUAUUUCCACCUGUGUGCGGAGGACUAUCACUGGUGGUGGCGCUCUUUCCUGACCAGUGGCUUCACUGCCGUCUACCUGUUCAUCUACUGUCUGCACUACUUCGUGUCCAAGUUGACCAUCCAGGGAACGACCAGCACCAUCUUGUACUUCGGCUACACUACCAUCAUGGUCCUCUUGUUCUUCUUGUUCACCGGAGCUGUGGGCUUCUUUUCCUGUUUCUGGUUCGUCAGCAAAAUCUACAGCGUAGUGAAAGUGGAUUAAAUCGCUUCUGGGUUGGUGAUCCGCUGUGGUCAAGCUUGAUCCCACCAACAAGGUUCAGUCGUGUUUGAUUUUCUCUUUCUUUUGGUGGGCAGAGAAUGCUUUAUUAAUUCAACACUCUCGAGUCAGACUAUACUUUAGUUUAGUUCGGGGGUAAGAUUCACCCAGGAACCAGUUUUGCCUGUGAUUUAAGUAAAAAGGACAUAAGUAGCCAACAGGCCCAGAGGAAUUUGUAGAAAGUUUGUGAAUAGAUUCCAUUUUUCCCUGCAAGAGGGACCUUUCUUCUUACUGGUCAAAGUAGAUAGAGUAUACAUUGUGCCGCAGUGGUAAACUUAAAAUGUGUUUCAUUAUUGACGGCAGUACGUGACGUGCAUUGCUGAUAAUUUUUUUGUCAGACACACGAUUAGCCAAAUGGAUGCCUUUCGCAUCUCUCAUUUUCCCAAAAAAAAAAAGCACAUGAAGUACUGUAAAAAGUUUUCGUCUUGUACAAUCUUCAAAGCAGUGAAUUAUGAAAAGUUCAUCAGAAACAAUAUAUCACGUGAACCUGAAGUUGGAUGAGGCGUUGAGUUUCCACUGCACAUUUGCCAUGCACAUUUCUUUGGGGAUAGGUUGGGUUUGGUUUUUUAGAUGGCUUAGGAACUUUUAGAUGUUUCACUGAGCUAGGCCUCGUAAAAUGGAUGUAUAAUUCCUUUGUUUGAAUUUCACUUGUACAGUUUGUCAUUGCGACAGCAAUGAAAAAAGGCAGCGUGUGAACAGUGGGAUGAGGUUUUGUUGUUUUUAAAUAUGUCGUGGUAAAUUACGACCAGAUUUAAGAAUUUAUUUUCACAUUGUUUUGAUGUUUUGGUUAGGACCACAAGGAAAUGAAUCAGUUUAUGUUUGAAUAGUUGCUGGAUGUUGCUGGAGUUGGUUUAAUUGAUCUUUGGGUUGAUCGAAAACUCAAACAUUCUCCUGCAAAAGCUGCAAUGUGAAUACAGAAAUAGGUUGAAGUAGAAAACCAGAAGUGAAUGACAUGACAUGACUUUUGAGGACACAUAAGAAAUUCCUCAAGACAGACCACUUGGUUGUAGUUCAUAAAGCCUCGCAUGUUAUUUGGAUGGAAAAAAACUGCCACGUGAUUGAUUGAACUGUUAACCAAAAAGGGAAUGGUUAAUUGAUCCCCCCCCAAAAAAAAUGAAAGCCUGGGGCCCUUGUUUUGCUGUGACAGCACAACUUCCUUGGUGAUAGUUACCACAUGUAUAUUGACCUGCCUAGUGUUUUUUGCACUAUUGUGUGUAGGAUAAGGAUGGGAUGUUUACACGGUUAAACGUUCGAACAAAACAAGUUUCAAAUCUGUUUACAGAUUUUCCCAAGCAUUUAAACAGAACCGCCCCUUUUAGAGGUUUGAUGUUUUGAUUGAUUCAGUGUAGCAUUCAUUUUUAUUGUAAACGAUGCCUGUUAAAUGUAAUAUGAUUCUCGGAACACUUUUCCUGUUUGGCAUCUGGUACUUUCUGAGAAAAAAAGUGGAUUCUAAAACAAUAAAACAUAACUUGUUUUAAACGCCUCAGCAUCAAUCUGCAUUUUUAAAUUGGUGGGACCAUGUGCAUCAUUUAACUACACUGUACAUGUACAGUAUGCAAUAUGAAAACAUCGAGAUCGGCGGCGGCAGCCUCUGUAACGCGUUGGCUAAAAUGCUUAAACUGUAUGGGAAAGUUUUCAAAAAUUUAUUAAACAUAAAUUCCCGCCCUUAGCGUAAGACUUGUGGAUGGCUUGUGUCUUGAAAAGCACACAGAUUCAUUGGAACAGCCCUUCUGAAAUGGAAGUCUAGUUAAGAGAGUUUGUGCUCUUGAGAUGCAGAACAUUUUCAGCUUAAGUAAUUUUUGUGUACAGUUUGUGUCCAGACUUGCUUGUUUUCUUUGUCGUUGUUUGAUGCCGGAUGCAUGUUUUCCAAUGGGAAGGCAGAAUUCACGGAAUUACAUGUAUUCACUUUGCUUUUUUGUCUGACAUCACAUGGCACACAUGUACGUAAAAGAAAAGUUGUGGACAAUUGUUUGUGCAUGUAGUUCUGAAACUGUAUGGAAUGACCUUGCUGUUUAUGAUGAAUUAAGUUUUGUAGAUCCCUCCCCUUCCAGCCUUAUGCCUAGCUUUGUAAAUAUGUAUGAGUUGCCGUAAUAUUAAAAAUAAUGGGUAUUGUCUCACAUUUCGAUUGAACCCUCAGCUGUACAGCCAUGACAGCUGUACAGUAUGUAAUCACAAAACAUUAAGCUGUUUAUUAUAUAUUGUGCAAUGACAUGUUGGUUAAUACCAAACAGCAUAAGACACAAAAAACAGGUUAAGGGGGGGGGCAGUCACCUUGGCAUGUUUCUCCAAAGGUUAUCGAUUUCUCAGGGAUGCCAGUCCUCACGCAAAAGCCUGAAUUCAGACUCUUAUUUAAAAUGUUGGGCCAAUAUCAGGCCUCGGACAAGGUUUGUGUACAUGUAUGUAAGUUGAGGCUUCCCUACCCCCUUAUCAGGCUCUGGACAAAAACUUGACCGGCAUCCCUGAUUUCUGCAGGUGUUUCAACGGUUGUCAACACCCCAAAAAACAUUUGACCCCUCAUGAGUAGGGAGGGAGACUGUAGUAUGAAUGAAACAUUUCUGCACUUUACCCUCUUUCAAAGAGGUUAUCCCCUUUUGCAGUCAAAAAUAUGUGUAGAUGGAACGAAAUUUCUAAUAGCAGUUUUAACAUUGAGAUGGGAAUUGAUUUUUAUUUCAAAACAGAAAUUAUGCUCUGGCUCCAGUCCAAUAACAAACAGCCUCCAAGCUGACUCAAAGAACAGGUUGUAGAGUGCUCAAGAGGUGACAUCAUCAGGGGAUGCAUGCUAAUGUGAUUGUACACUGUAACUUACUGGCCCCCUUUCCUGUCUUUUUGGUGCCAUAGCAAGAACUAGUGUUGGAGGAUGUUGCACAGCAGUAGCAAGGAAAGCAAAAAAAAUGAGCAUAGCACCAGUCACAAAGCAAUGCACACCGCAUGGGGUUUGCAACGCAGUGCACGGUAAUCUGGUUACUCGAAGCAAAAGCAGGUGUGAUUGAAUCAAGCCCCAUAUGCCUUUAUCUGUUGCGCUCUUAUGACCGAUGUCUUACAGAUCAAAGCGGUCCCUGGUUGUACUCAUUUUGUUAAAGUUAACAGUGUUAUUCAUGGUACUGGAAAAGGGUUGCAUUAUGUGCAGAUUCCUUGCUCUUGCAGUUGUCCGCUCUGCCUUAGUUCUUGCUUUUGGAGUGCUCUAUAAAUCAUGGUUAUGCACUGAUGGGAAUAAUUUCAUUCAGUUACAUAUGAAAUGUUCUAGUCAGCCAGAUGAAGCGGUCCAUGUAUUGGCAGAAUGGAUCAUUCCAUUCUUACAGGCUGGCCGUGCGCUGUGCAUCAGACAAGUACUCGUAAUUCUUGGCACGUGAUCAACAAUCCACCUGUCAGAUGACAAGGAUUUAUUCAACCAUUGUAUAGUUUAUUAACCCUAACCCUCCUCAAUCCUUCACCUGUUGGAGGACUAAGGAGUGUUAUGGUUAAGGUACAUAUUAAUGGUUGGCUGACUUGAAAUGAAUUAAUCUGGACAUGUGAUCACUGUACCUCAGGACUGUCUCUUGUAAUGGUUAAGCAUUAGAACUGCUGCUGUGUACAACAGAUAGCAAAAAUAAAUCAGAAAGUGUGAAACAUCUCACACACCUAUCAAAAUGCUAGAUAAUAAUCCAAAUAAAAAUUACUCCCCAAUACCCUAAAUGAGACAAAAUUGCACUUCAUUGGAAAAAAAAAGAGAAAGAAAUUUUGUACACUUUGGCUGUACAUACAAUAUUGUAGGCAAAACAAAAAAGGUGUAUACAACCAGGACUAAUAAAUGGAGUGAAUCGGAUGGUUGCCCAUUACAUUACAUUGGCCUAAUGAAAACCUCUAGAAAGUAUGGCUGUCCUCCCAUCCAGGGAUUCCCUUGCUACUGGUAUAUGUGCAUUGGGCAAGGCAUUUUCUUAAGGCAGAUACUGAACGUUGUGUCAAGUGCCAUCGUGGGGAAUACACCCGGUGGAAGAAGUGUGUACUGUAGUUUGUGCAGUCAGCAGCCAUUUUUAAAUACUGUAGGGUUUUUUCCUUUUUUUUGGAUAUAUCUUUUAGGUUGUUAAAAGUUAUGUAUAAAUUUAACAGUUACAGCCUUGUCAUUAUUUAAUACGUCAUUACUUAGAUCUUGCAGAUCAAUCUAAGCUCAUUAACAAGACUGUGAUCUUUUUCCUGGUGCCUGUUUCCUGGAUGCAUUUAUUGUGCAUAAAAUGUGCUAAUAACAUUAAUAGUCAAAGGGUUUUGUGCUUCAAGGAGUGUAUUUAGAUGUUGUUUCAUUCUUUGUGUUCGGAUGUAAGGUUUUUAUGUAUUUGAAAUUGAACAUUUUUCUUGCUUGUUAAUGUAUUUACAUGGUUAUAAAGACUCUUAUUUUUGUAGUGAUUAAAGAUUAUGUGGAGUGGCAGUAUAAGUUGCCUUACCUUCAGUGACCACAUCUGACACUACAGUCAGGCUUUGUACAUGGUCGAUAAAUGAGAAGCCGUGCAUAUGCUA